Salvia miltiorrhiza (redroot sage) is the source of this 953-nucleotide messenger RNA. RefSeq lists its product as uncharacterized. NCBI's taxonomy places the organism in Eukaryota, Viridiplantae, Streptophyta, Magnoliopsida, Lamiales, Lamiaceae. Gene Ontology annotation, biological process: endoplasmic reticulum to Golgi vesicle-mediated transport. Gene Ontology annotation, cellular component: TRAPP complex. Bases 264 to 773 code for a protein of 169 amino acids. The record is from RefSeq and is a predicted model, not a curated record. The transcript is spliced from 4 exons.
AGGAAUCAAAAUUGUAAUCGAUAUGUAUGCACAUAAUAAGAAGUUUUUAUAUUCUAAUAUUCAUCAAAAUUGAAAACAAAAAUUUACGGCAAUCCUAAGACUAAGACGAGUAUUUUUCGAAAAUAGAAGUAAAAAGGGAAUUUUUUUUUUGCAUUUUAUUGGUUUAUCGUGGAGACAAAAAUCCUGUGUGAAAUCCUGAGCGAUCGCGCAACUUUGUGCUGAAAGCAAGCGAGGCGAGCAAUUCGAUCUCAUCUCCCAACAAAAUGCAGUUCUUUGGCGGCACAGAAAUCAGUCCCUCUCCUCCGGUGCCGACGGCAUCUGGCAACAACGGGCAUAUGAUGUACGUGUUCAACAGAAAUGGAGUGUGCCUGCUCUACAGGGAGUGGAAUCGACCGCUCAAGACUCUCAGUUCGCAGCAAGAUCACAAGCUCAUGUUUGGACUCCUCUUCUCCCUCAAAUCGUUGACUGCAAAGAUGGAUCCCAUCAGUGUUGAAAAAGGGAAUCUUGGGGUACCUCAGCUACCGGGGCAAGGUUGUUCCUUCCACAGCUUCCGGACCAAUACAUAUAAACUGAGUUUCAUGGAGAGUCCUUCUGGGAUUAAGAUAAUUCUAGUCACCCAUCCAAGAACAGGUGAUCUGAGAGACUCAUUGAAGUACAUCUAUAAUCUGUAUGUUGAAUAUGUUGUCAAGAACCCAUUAUAUUCUCCAGGAACUCCCAUAAGAUGCGAGCUGUUCAACAAAACUGUUGAUCAGUAUGUGCGAGGCCUCGGUUGAUGAAACGGUGGCUUAUCGCCUCAACUCGCAAGCUUACAAGUUUUGGCGCUAUUGCAGAACUGAACUUGCUGCUGUGCUGUCCUAGAUUCAUGUCGGAUCAUGUAUUCAUAUAGUAUUUCUGAUCCCUCGUCCAACUCCUAUACCAAUUUGAUCAUCUGCUUCAGAUUUUAUGUUCUAAAA